AUGUUUCCUGGGAGUUUAUUCUUCACGAUUUUACUCAUUUCUCAGAUUAAAGAAAAGGUCAUCCUUGAAGUGAAGGGUCAAGAAAUGGUUUAUCCUAAAAGGCUUCCUCUGAUACAAAAGCAAGAUAUUUGGCACACCCAUGAGGAUGACAUACAGGUACAGGGCAAAGAAGAAUUGUUGUAUGAACUAAGCCUAAAUAGAAAAAUCUUGAAAAUUCACCUUUUAAAAUCAAGGCAGUUCCCAGCCUCAGAUUACAGUGAGACAUACUACUCCACAAAAGGAGAGCAGAUCACCAAGUCUCCUCAGAUCACGGAUCACUGUUUUUACCAAGGAUCCAUCAUACAUGAAUUUGAUUCUGCUGCCAGUAUCAGCACAUGUAAUGGUCUGAGGGGGUUCUUCAGGGUGAGUGACCAAAGGUACCUCAUUGAACAAGUGAAAUAUUCAGAUGAAGGAGAACAUUUGGUGUUCAAAUAUAAACCCCAGAUGCAGCAACCUGCCAAUUAUUCUUGUACAGAGUUCAAUUUUACCAGGACAGCUGUUCCAAAUGACAAUACUAAAUCCAUGGAAGACUCCAAAAUGGAAAGUAUGGAAAAAGAAAAGUAUAUUGAACUGUUCAUUGUUGCUGAUGAUAACAUGUAUCGCAGGAAUAAUCACCCUAACCAACUGAGGAAUCGAGUUUGGGGAAUGGUCAAUUUUGUCAACAUGAUUUAUAAAACCUUGGACAUUCAAGUGACAUUAGUUGGCCUUGAAAUAUGGACAAAUGGAGACAAAAUAGGUAUAGAUUCUAAAAUAGAAACUACCUUAUUACGUUUUUCGGCAUGGCAAGAAAUACUCCUUAACAAAAGGAAGAAUUUUGAUCAUGUUAUGUUACUCAGAGAUGACGAACCAGUCACACUGAUGGUGGAUAACGGUGAACUUGAGUGCCAGUGUGAGGCAGUACGGGCAUCUGCGGAAUGGGAGGAAACCUUAAAUGUUACCAAUAUCUCCACCCUGGUGGUUGUGCUCAUCCUGGUUUUUACUGGUGGUGUGGUUGUCAUAGUAUUAAUUCGUUACAAAAAAUGUAUUAAGUUGAAGCAAGUUCAAAGCCCACCGAGAGAAAUCCUAGGAGUGGAGAAUAAAGGAUACUUUGGUAAUGGGCAGCAGACUAGGACUGAGUCCAUCUUACCUGAUAUUCACCCCCUACAUAAACCUGCAAAUAAAGAGCCAAGAAGAAUCACAGAUCCCAAUCCAAGUGCCAAAGUGGGGGUGCUUGUGAUCCUGGAAUCUUUUCUGUGUUUUACAACUACUUCAGGUUCUGGACGAUUCUUUCUCAACAGAACGGGGCUCUCCCUGGGUGAUGUUUUAGUUCAGUUUAGCAUGCCUGGGAAACUGUCUGAUGCUGCCUCCACCAUCUGUGUUCAGGGAAGGAAAACCAGCAGAAUUAUUGACACUUAG
Messenger RNA from Kogia breviceps (pygmy sperm whale), 1434 nucleotides. NCBI's taxonomy places the organism in Eukaryota, Metazoa, Chordata, Mammalia, Artiodactyla, Physeteridae. The record is from RefSeq and is a predicted model, not a curated record.